CGUCACGUGACACUGCUACGUCACAUGUAAACCUCGGUCAAGAUGGCGGCCGCCGGAGGAGAACCCUCUGCCCAGAGUUGCUCAGAUGAGCUGUUUCAAAGCUUUUACACGGAGGUGAAGCAGAUUGAGAAGCGAGACUCUGUGUUAACCUCAAAGCAGCAGAUUGAUAGACUGCUGAGACCCGGGUCGUCCUACUUCAACCUGAAUCCCUUUGAGGUGUUGCAAAUUGACCCAGAUGCAACAGAUGAGGAACUGAAGAAAAGAUUUCGAGCAUUGUCAAUCUUAGUCCAUCCAGAUAAAAACCAGGAUGAUCCAGACAGAGCGCAGCAAGCCUUUGAAGCUGUGGACAAGGCAUACAAACUCUUACUGGAUGGAGAACAAAAGAAGAGAGCCGUAGAUGUGAUCAACGCAGGAAAGGAAUAUGUGGAGCAUAUGAUGAAAGAGAAGAGGAAACAGCUUAAGAAGGACGGGAAGCCCUUGAUUGUGGAGGAGGAUGACCCUGAAGUGUUCAAACAAGCAGUGUACAAGCAGACCAUGAAGCUGUUUGCAGAGCUGGAGAUCAAGAGGAAGGAGAGGGAAGCAAAGGAGAUGCAUGAGAGGAAAAGAGCCAGAGAAGAAGAAAUCGAAACAGCAGAGAGAGCAAAGCGAGAGAGAGAAUGGCAGAAAAACUUUGAGGAAACAAGAGAUGGUCGUGUUGAUAGUUGGAGGAACUUCCAGGCUAAAGGCAAAACUAAAAAGGAGAAGAAAAACAGGUCCUUCCUCAAGCCCCCCAAAGUCAAGAUGGAACAGAGAGAAUGAUGCUCAGAUGGGACUUCACAAGACUACAGCUCAACAUUUUCAACCCCCACAACGCAGCGAAUGCCCGCCCCACUGUCAGCAGCCAGACGUCUGCUCAUCACACUUGUCAUAGGACGACAUCCAGCCCUCAGAAAUGUAGUUUUGUGCUGUUUUCUAAUGUAUAUAUUUGUGAUCUGGACCCCAAAUGCAUACUUUCUGCAGAUGAUAAAAAAUGAUUUAUCUUCCAUUUCUGUAACUGACAAGUGUUGUUUUGUUUUUUACUUAAUAAAGCUUGUUCAUAACAAGCCCAUGUUGUUGUGGUCCACCCAGCCGAGUCUUCAGUCUGCAUCGGCACUCACUUGUUACUGCUCAACUCUGCCAUGACACACUUUCAGUUUGGUGGAAGACACAAUUACAUAUAGACAAGUUACCAGUUUACAAAAUCCUCCAUUGCAGGUGUGUUGCACUCAGCCUACUGUAUGAAUUCAGGUAUUAUAGUCUUGCUAAUGCAUGUCAGUGUAUUGUUUUUAGUGUUGUCAAUAAAAACACCAAACUGUUA
This is a messenger RNA of Myripristis murdjan (pinecone soldierfish), 1336 nucleotides long. RefSeq names its product DnaJ (Hsp40) homolog, subfamily C, member 8 (gene dnajc8). NCBI's taxonomy places the organism in Eukaryota, Metazoa, Chordata, Actinopteri, Holocentriformes, Holocentridae. The transcript is spliced from 9 exons. The record is from RefSeq and is a predicted model, not a curated record. Bases 43 to 798 code for a protein of 251 amino acids. Gene Ontology annotation, cellular component: nucleus.